This is a messenger RNA of Mycena citricolor, 867 nucleotides long. Lineage: Eukaryota; Fungi; Basidiomycota; Agaricomycetes; Agaricales; Mycenaceae. The record is from the annotation of a GenBank genome assembly.
UGUCAACCCGCACACUGUUGGGAUCUUUACGCGUGCAUCUCUCUCUCGUUCUGGUAUCUCUUAGGGGUAACAGCACACUCAGUUGUCAAUUCCCCUGCCUCUCUCUCGAUGAGUGAAUACUGGGUCUCCAAGAAGAAGUACUUUUGCAAGUACUGUGAAAUCUACAUCAGCGACGAUGCACCGUCACGGCAGCAGCACGAAAACGGUCUCCGGCACAAGGGCAACACGGAAAGAUUCAUUCGGAGCAUUUACAAGGCCGGAGAGAAGAAGAAGAAGGAUGAGGAGGAAGAGAGACGUGAGAUGGCGCGGGUAGAGCAGGCUGCUCAGAUUGCUUUUGCGCAAGACGUCGGCGCAGGACGAGCGAAGCUGGCGGGAUCCUCAUCCUCCGCGCCACCCGCUCCUCCACCCCAGCGUAAACCACCUACGAAACCAUCCAAUCCCUGGGCUAAUUAUUCGACGGCACAGUCACUGGGCUACGAGGAUCCCGAUGCAGAGAGAAUUGCCAUCGCCAAAACCCAGGGCACAGCCGGCGCAUGGGAAGUGGUGGCACCUGAGGCUCCGGCUGCCGUCGCCGCUGACGCCGGGACAAAACGCAGUGCGGAGGAGUUGGGCGAGGAAGAAGCCCGGGAGUUCAAACUCAGGAAACGAACUAUAACAACUGGUUUGGGAGAAAUUUACGACCCUGGCGCUAUCACUAUAAAGCUCAAGAAGAGAGAGGAAACGUCUGAAGAGUCUCGCUUCACUCCUGCAGGUGUCGUUCUUCCCACUACUGAACCAGCACCGCCGGCAAUCAAGUGGGAGAAACGACAGUGGAAAAAGGUAUCGGAACCGAGCGUACUACCCAAUCAGAGCCCCCACCCGCAGUGA